This is a messenger RNA of Cucurbita moschata (crookneck pumpkin), 554 nucleotides long. RefSeq lists its product as uncharacterized. Bases 83 to 415 code for a protein of 110 amino acids. NCBI's taxonomy places the organism in Eukaryota, Viridiplantae, Streptophyta, Magnoliopsida, Cucurbitales, Cucurbitaceae. The transcript has 2 exons. The record is from RefSeq and is a predicted model, not a curated record.
CUUCAAACUUGAAAUGAAGCAAACCAACCACUCUUUUUCUUAGUUCCCUUUUCACUUUUUGCUUUGUUUUCGAGGAUUCGAGAUGGAAACCGAAGUCAACGAUGAUGAUUUGUUGUUUGCCGAGCUCACGAGGCGGAUUUCGCUUCUCAUUAUGGACGACGACGAGCUUCCGAGCGUUCAUACGGAUUUGAGUCGGACAAUACACCGAGUUCGACCUGGGCAAUUGCCAUUAAUGGUGGAUUACGAGAAUGGCUUUGUAAGGGAGAGCAAAGGUACUGGAGUUUUCAUCCCGACACGGUUGCCAUCACCUAAGAGGAAGCAUAGAAAUGUCGUGGGCUACAGAAUCAAGUCGGAAAAUAAGAGGCUCAAUUCUCAACCGUCCUCGACCUAUUAUUUUAAGCCCAAAAAGAGUUGAGCUUAGACAUUUUCUUAUCCCUUCUAAAUAUUUCUAAGUUUUAUUUGUGUAUUAACAUUUAAUUAUUUAUUAUAUUAGUUCAUGUGAGAUUGUGAUAUGUGGGUUAUGUCACUUAUGAAAUAAAGUUAUGCAUAAUUUU